Molecule: messenger RNA, 1924 nt
Organism: Phacochoerus africanus (Common warthog)
Lineage: Eukaryota; Metazoa; Chordata; Mammalia; Artiodactyla; Suidae
Gene: UBE2L6
Product: ubiquitin conjugating enzyme E2 L6
Exons: 4
Coding region: 574-1035 (153 amino acids)
Source: RefSeq, a predicted model, not a curated record
GGUUUGCACAGGGGGGCUCCUGGAAUUCGCGAGAGGCUUAGGGCGGCGGUCAGACCGUGGAGGCCCCCGAGCAACCUGUCGCGGAGCUGCGUUUGCAUAGCACGCAUACUGUAUUUUCUUAGGGCGAGUGUGUGUUCGGGGCGGCUGCGGCAACUGGGCUAACGGAGCUGAUGGAGACCCCGGCGUGGCCUCCGGCAGAGGAGCUGAAAUUAGAACCCGGAUGGGCGGACCCCGGCCCGGGAGCGCUCGCGGCCGGGUGCACGGCGCCCCCCAGUGGUAUGCCGGGAACCGGAACGCCGCGCGCUCCCAGGCCCGCCUUGUCUCCCGACAAAAGAGCUAGAGUUCCGGGGAUCCGAGCCCACCUCGCCGGGGAUGGGGCGGGUCCUCCCCUCCUUGGCCUCCUAGGCUCUGCCGAGGCGGUGGGAAGCAGGGCCGCCCAGCCCGGAGUCCCCGCGGGGGGAGAGGAGUGUGGGCGGGGCUCCCGGAGGUGGGGCCCCCGGGGCGGGGAGCGCCGAGUCCGCUGGCCGGUGUACAGUCUCGCUGGAGUCCGACAGAGCCCACACUGGUCCCGAGAUGUCGGCGAGCAAGCGGGUGGCAAAGGAGCUGGAGGAUCUUCAGAAGGAGCUUCCCAGGUACCUCGGGAAGCUGUUCAGCGAUGAUGCCAACGUGUUGGUGUGGCACGCGCUCCUCCUGCCUGAAGAACCGCCCUACAACCUCAGGGCCUUCAACCUUCGCAUCAGCUUCCCGGAGGAGUACCCACUCAAGCCCCCGACGGUGACGUUUACAACCAGGAUCUACCACCCCAACGUGGACACCGAAGGCCAGGUGUGUCUGCCCAUCAUCAGCAACGAGAACUGGAAGCCCUGCACCAAGACCUGCCAAGUCCUGGAGGCCCUCAACGUGCUGGUGAAUAGACCAGACCUGCGGCAGCCCGUUCGGGUGGAGCUCGCCGACCAGCUGACCCAGGACCCGGAGCUGUUCAACAGAAAGGCCGAAGAGUUCACCCUCCAGUUCGGAGUGGACCGGCCCUCCUAACGCUGCCCGUGACCCGUCUCUGCACCAGAUGUUCUCUGCGUGAUGGACGGGCAUACCGCACAGAUGGGGAGCCAGAGCCCCUUUGUGAUCCUGCUCAUUUCUUCCAAGUUUUCCCUUGUAGGCUGUUAGUCCUUAGUAUGUGUGUGUGCGUGUGUGUCCGUGCGUGAACGCGCAGGUGUGUAUAUUGGGGGGGGGGGUACAGAUGUUUGUGGUAUGUGGACCCAGGGCCCACAGGUGUGCUUGUCCCACUCCCUUUUUCUGCUCCAGAGCCAGGGACAUCAAGGUUUGCAGAGUCACAGGCCAGCUCUUCUGGGCUCUGUGAGAUGGGAUUCCUGGUUUCGCUAGUUGGGCCGUCGUAGAGACUCAGGCCACCUUCCAAGCCAGCUUGUGGGCAGUGAGCCCAGCAGCUGACCGGAAUCCCGCGCCAUGGUCCAGGCACGGAGUGGAGGGGUGGUGGGGUGUGUGGGUAGGAGGCAGGUCACAGGGUGGGGAUCCUUUUCACAGUGGAUCAUUUUGUUGAUUGAGUGAAUGAGAUCAGCCAGACCACUGAUAGAUAUAUAUAGAUUUAGGUGCAAAACCUUUUCUCUUCCAUUGAUGAAACAUAAAGUGAAAAAUCUAAUCUCAGAGUUUCCUCAUGGCCCAGUGGGUUAAGGAUCUGACAUUGUCACUGCAGUGGCUUGGGUUGCUGCCGUGGCACAGGUUCGAUCCCUGGCCCAGAAACGUCCACAUGCCUACAUGGUUUCAAAACCACUUGCUGUCCCAUUAGGUUGCUGGUUCCUGGGGACCAGGCUUUAAGCAGAGAGAGAUCUCCCCUCCAGCUUCCAGUCCAGGGGGGAGCCACGGAGACCAUGUGCUUGCCCAGCCAUUAAAGUCACAGAUGAACUGUGGA